Marmota monax (woodchuck) is the source of this 17511-nucleotide messenger RNA. RefSeq names its product KIAA1217 ortholog. The transcript is spliced from 21 exons. Bases 10535 to 16156 code for a protein of 1873 amino acids. The record is from RefSeq and is a predicted model, not a curated record. Lineage: Eukaryota; Metazoa; Chordata; Mammalia; Rodentia; Sciuridae. Gene Ontology annotation, cellular component: cytoplasm.
UGUCUUUUUUUUCCUUCCAAGUUAUUGCCAAAAAUUAUUUGGAAACCUUGUGGUCUGUUUCUGUGCAUUGUUCUCUUGGCAGGAAGAACUGAAUAAGCACAGCUUUCCCACACCGAAUGUUGAGCUUCAGGGCUGUUUUAAGGGCUUUUUGUUGUUGUUGUUGAAUGAAUGGAGAUCUUUUGAAUAGGGCUGAAAAACAAAAGAUGCAUUAUGCAUUAUGCUGAUUGUGCCCUGUGAAUAAUGUGGUAAGAAUGCCAUAGAUAAGGAUUAGAAAGACCAUCUGAGAAUCGAGAUACUAUACAUAUUUGUUGAUUAUUCCCAGAUGUUGUGCAUGCAUUUUCUUCUUCUACUCCAUAAUUGGGGCUAUGAAUAAUUCUGUAUGUUCACCUUGUAAAAUGCCCCCCAAAAUAAAAUCCCUGGAAUAGCACAGGAAUUGUCUUGGAAUCAGGCUCAGGAACAUUGCAUGUUUGUGUUGUUUUGUUUUAAUGUGGAUAGUAUACUUUGCUCAUAGACGCAUUUUCUGGGACUAAAAAAAAAAAAAUUCUGUUUGAGAUAUUCAUUUCUGGACUUUUAGGGAAACAGGAGUUCUAAAUUCUGAGAAAAGAGACAAAGGCUUCUUGGGGGAAAGAGGGUAGUUAGAGGUAGUUUGUUUGUAAAGCAUGCUUUAUUUAAAUAGGAAACCCCCACACCUGGGAGUAGGGGGUUUUCUGUUUGCAUCAGGCAUGCAGAUGGCAGGUAAACAUCUUGAUAGUCAUUUGAGUGUGAUAAGGAUCACUCAGGUGGCUGUGGAUCAGGGAGUUAGUUGAGGGACAACAGUUGAGGUGAGCAGUUAAGUCCACCAAGAUUAAAAGGAACACAAAGAGAACUCAUUUGUCUCUUACAUGCAGCACGUGAAGUUAAAGCACAGAAUUUAAGGAUACCUGUGCAGUCGGAACUUGGACUUUUGAAACAAAAAGUACUUAUGAGCAAGCUGAUAGGUUUUAAAGUGUUUUAGAAACUAAUAUAUGAACAUGAGACUUCCUGAAAUUUUGCAGUUGGAUAGCAUGGAUUAGUGCCAGGAUUGCCAUUCAUAUGAAAUUGUGAUUGCCACGGUUAUUGCAGAAAAGUGAAUGAUAAAGGGGACUUUGCAGCCUGGCAGUGCCACGUAUUAUCUGUGUAAACUUGGGAAAAGUAAAUUCGUAUCCCUAAGCCUCAGUUUUCUUCUCUAUAAAAUGGGGGUAACAGGAGCAACAUUGUGGCACAAUUCUAAGCAUUCAUACUCCAUGUGUUAGGGAUUGUUUUUAUUUAUAAGAAACUGGACUAUUUAUAGUGGCCCUCCCAUCCUUUGUCUUAUCAUUACAACAGCCCAGUGAGACUCUCAGAGUCUUUUUAUUCCCAGCUUGCAGAUGAAGAAACCAUGGCUCAUUGAGAGAAAGAAAAAUACUACAUAAUAAACCAUUCUGCAUUUUUUUCUGAUCUUAAGGAGCAUAGAAAAAAAUUAAUGUGACUAAAAUAACUCCCAGCAGCAAGCAAUUAUUCUUAUAAAUUAAUUAAAAUACAAAAUGUUAAGUGUGUCAAAGGACCUAGGAUAUUCUCUCUCUCUUUUUUUUAAACAAAGUUAAUUGCGCUUAUGUCUUUUUCCUAGAGAGGAAUAUAGAAGUAGCAUUAAUUUACUUUUUACUGGUUCCUAUUGAUAGGAGCUCUAAUCCACUGCAUAGAUUUAAAUUUUAAAGCCUUAUCUUCCUCAAAUUUCUCUCAGCCCCAAGAGAAGAAUCGGGUUUGAUGUUACAGAUAUUUGCUGAGCAGAAACCUGAGUCACCUGGGGGCUGGGAGUUCCACAGUGUGCAGAAGCCAGCCAGGAGUUGAUCACACUGUCCCUUUACUCCCUUUGUGUUCUGGAUGUUGGCACCUCUUCCCUUGUCUUCAUCCCAGACGGAUACACAGCCCAUAAUUAUAUUCUGCAUCCAUUGUGUGGAAGACACAAAUAUGUUUUUCAUUGUGUUAUUUUUAGUAGUCGUGUUUCUAGCCAGGGAAAAUACUCUAUUAGUUCCAGAGUUUUUCUAGCGACUUUUCUAAUUUUUCCAUGUUACGCUAUUUGGAAUGAUUCAGGUUCCGUACUGCUGCAAGGAGGGUCUUUUAGCAGAAGUCUUGGGUGGGCCCAUCAAGUGGGAUUCUAAUGGACAGCUUUUGACAGACAUCUGAACCGCCAAGGCUGAGCCCAUUCAUUGGCAGAUAACCUCAGUGGUCAGAUGAAUUCGGCUGUGAGGCUGGCUCCAACUCUGGUUAUCUUAUCUCAAGGGCAGAUCUAGAAGUCUGAAAUCAAAUAUGUAUUUCAUUCAAAGUUUCAGAACCGCAAAUCAGCAAUUGUGAGGUGGAAAGAGAGCCAGGAAAUCUAACAGCAAUAGGGUACCAAUAUUCCAAAUAGGUUGGAAUCACUAAUGAACAUUCUUACUCUUUUUUUUUUUAAAUCCUGCAGACCAUGCUUUAAAACUCCAUUGAAACUUCAUAUUGCACAUACUUGUUGUGGUGAUCAGAGAUCUCUUUGGUCAGUAAGCAGAGAUGAGCUCCAGAAGUGCACUUUGCACCAGGACUUAGGGAAGACUUGGGUAGUCAGAGGAUCCCUGCUCAGGGGUUGAAGAAUUGGGUGGCAGGCACUGGAAUCCGGGAUCCAUUCCUCAUUCAUAGCAUAAAACCCCUACAGGUUUGUUCAUAUUCUAAAUAAAUACAGCAUCUGAAUUUUAAAAGUUUCUUCAUAAAGGAGAUAGCGAUCUUUAAGUAUUACAUUAUUCUCUUGUAAAAAAAAAACUGUUUUGAAAUUCUCAUGUAAGUUAUUUGUAAGUCAUUUCUUCAAAAAGAAAGAAUCUCCCAGUGCCAGAAAUGGAUCUAGAAAUUUCUCUCAGGCUGGCUGUUGAGGAAUCAGAGAGUAGAAAGUUCUCCUGAACUCCAUCAGAAACACCCCCAGUUUUACUUUUGUGUGUGUGUGCAGGGUCUCACAUGUACCUAGCAAGUGCUCUAGGCAGAGCUACACCUGCAGCCCUGAAGGCAGGAUUCUGUCACUAAAUCUGCUCUCCCUCAUGGUUUCAUAACCAAAGAGAUAAGCCCCAGCUUGGUUCAUUAUGACAGUUGUGUGAUGUUAGGGCAGCUGGCGGUCUUGAGACCUGUGGGAUGUCUUGGGAAGAGUGCAAUCAGAAUGGCUUUAAGUGGGCCAGGAUGAGCUUUAUCCUAAAGACAGGAAACUCUGCUGCUUUUGUUUCCAGAAAACAGACCAAAUAGGCAGCAGAAACAACAUUCAGAUGCCCAGCUGUAUGAAUCACAAAAGCAAAUGUAAAAUAUUAUGCAUGUGGACAAAACCUUAACCAGGGCUUACUGAAAGUAGCUAAUUUAAUGGGAUACAUGAAUUCUGUCAGUCAGUACAGGUUGAUGUUAGCAUCUGUUGGCUCUGAUGGCCCCAGAAUUCUGCAUUGCAGUUUAAUUUCACAGCUCGUUUCUAUUGUGUGAUUUUACCUUCCAUUCCUUUCUGUUUGCUCAUGAUUAAGCAAGUGAAGUAAGAAAGGUAUUUCCCACUCUUAGUUUUAUUAGGGCUGGUAAAUGCAGAUGAUCAUGUUGACCAUAAAACUAAUGGUGAGAGUCCUCUGCACUGUGGGCUUUCCUGGGCUCUUUGCCCCUGCUUUGUUGUGAUCAAGUAAGAUGAAGAAAGCCAAGGCCCAGUCACAGAGAUGCUCUAUAGGACUGCCACAUGGUGCCAUAGACUUUUCCGAGAGGACUUUCUUUGACCAUACUGUUUGCCAUUCAGAAGCAAAGCAGGCUGCCGCCUCCUGUUUUGGAAUGGCUGAGAGAACAGAGAACCAGAUGGACCCUUGGUCAUUUUCUCUCUUUGACAUUAAAAAAUAUUGGUGGAUACCCCUCAGAAUAUCAAGGAGGAUGUCAGGUCUCAUUUACAUAGUAGUCAUUACUAAGAAAAACAUGCUGUAGCCGUUAUUUGGCUUGUCAUUCCAGAAGGACAGGUUUGUUGUUUUGUCAUUUUGCACUGAGAAAGGUUAUAUAAACUCCUUUUUUUUUAACUGUAUUAUUAUUUGGUUCCCUUCUCAGGUUAAUUUUUAAGACUCCAGAAGAAAGCAAAUUCCAACCAAUUGCUUCAUAAAGGACAAUUUUCAGUUUCUUCUUUGUGGGGUGUGUGGGUGUGGAUGUAUGUGUUUAUGACUUCGAGAAUAGCACAAACUCUUAUUUAAAACUCUUCUCUCUUCAGAGCAAUUAUAACUGUGGCUCCAUAAUAUAUUAACUUGACCCAUUUUUAAUUGCUCUUUAGAUUGCUUUUUUUUUCCUUUCCCUAUUAUGAAUAGUACUGCACUGAUCCUCUUUGGAACGAUGCACAUGUCAGCACAUCAGAAGGACAAAUUUCUUGAUGUCAAAUUGGAUUACUAGAGUUGAAAGGUAUCGCCCAAUUUUCUCUAUAAAAGACUCACCAAUUUAUCGUAUCAAUAGGAAUGUCACAGAGGAUGUUCUGGCACAUUCAUGUAAUGCAGUUCACUGCAGUCAUGGCAAUACGUGAAGGAGACCCUCCAUCCACAUAUGGACACAUAACUAAUCAUGCUACACAAGCAGUAUGAGCUACAGAGCAAUAUAGAUAACAGGAUCCUAUUUAUUUUAAAAAGGGUCUUUUUAAAAGGUCUUUAAAAAGGUCUGUAGGACCCUAUUGUAUGAGAAAGCAUAUACAUUUUCUGUAUACUUAUCUAGACCUUAAAAUUUCCUAAAAUGAUGUCAUAUCAUAGAGAGGAACUAGCAAGCUGUGAGAAGCAAGUUUUAUUAAUUUCUGUAUUUCUCUACUAUGUACAUUUUUACCACAGACAUGUAAUACUUUGAUACUUAAAAACUAGUUUUAAAUGAAACCAAUUAUAUAAAACUAUAAUGCACUAAUAAAAACAUAAAUUAAAAACAGAAUACAACUAGUUGCCCUGGAGUAUAGCAUGUGUUCUUUUGAGGUAAGCCUGCAGUUUCCAGGUAGGCUGAGAAAAGUGACUUCAUGUCAUGUAUCAAAGCAGGUGUAUGUUUAUACUGGUGGAGUUGUCCCUUCAAGAGGGAAGCAGGUCUCUCCUCUGUCCUUCUUUAUAGAAGCAGCCGCCUCUGAUGUCUUCCCUAAAUGAGUUUAUUCCAAUUAGAAUCCCUCCUUUCUAAACAAAUCCUGUUUUGCAUUCCAAGUAUCAGGUGUGUUUGAUUUAAAUGUUUUUAAGUUGCUGGUACUUUUCAACAAAUACAAAAACUCAUCUUUGUAGGGCAGGGCAUCUUUUGACCCAAUGUACAAAAUAUCUCUUUAUAACUAAAUCCCACCCCUUACCAAGGUACUAAGAAUCUACUGUAGAUAAAGGCUGUUUAGGUUUCUGUAGGAAGUCCAAACCUGUAUAUUGAUGAUUCUGUUUCCUAAGUGAAAAUAACAACCGUUUUCAUAUACAGAAUAUUUAGAUUUGCAAAGACUGUUAAGCUCUUUUUUGUUUACCACAGAGCAAGUCAAGAAUAGAAGGCACACUGUCAGAGGAUGUCUUAUGAAAGGAAAGAAACAACACAUGUUAUACUCCCAAAUCACCAAGCAAAGUCUUAGACGUGGUUUUAAACUCCAACUCCUCUUUAAUUCAGAUGCACAGAAAGCAGUCAAACCUCAAGUGUAGGGGGUUUGAUUUGUUAGCACAAAUCCCAGUAACUAUCUUCACUGUAAUUAAACUCUUCUUCCUUCCUCCUUCUCAAAAGCUACUUCUGAAACUUUGCACUUUCCCUAAAUAUAGUAUUAUUUUUUUAACUUCAUAAAAAUCUCAGUUCUGCAACUUACUGCAAAUAUUUGCAAAAGGGGAACACAUAUAAAAUAAAUGCCUCUUAAUAUAGUGUUUUGUGAAUAAACAUGCCUGGCAUUAGUUGGUUAACCUAAAAAUUAAUGAGAAACAACUCUGCUUAGAGGAAAAGAGGGUAAAACUGUGGCUGUGGUGUGCAAAUCAAGGGAAAGCUGCAAUUUAAGUAAUUCAAUUAAAGAGAACAUAAUUACCUUAGCCCCAGGUUGGAGGAAGGUCACUUUUUAGUCUAAUUGAACUUUUUCUGAAUCUUUAGAAAAAUGGGCCAAAUUUGCUAUAUCAUAGAUUAUCUACAAUAUUUUCUUCCUCCACAUAUUAAAUACCAUUGGCUAUGUAAGACAUAUAUAUCCAAAUCGUAUAUUCCUUUUUGCAUUCUAAUGUAAUACAAUAAAAAUUUUCCCUGUAUGCAUUCAAAUCUUUGCAAAUAAAUAUGGGUACUAGAAUCUCCAUAUUAUAUCACUUGCUAUAUGUCAGAAAGUUUCACACAAGUUAUUUCAAAUAUAAUUCUUUUUUUAAAAAGUUCUUAUUUAUAUGUAUGAAGAGAGACACAUGAAUAAAGCAACUAAGGUUCAGAAAAAUCUAGAAACUUGAUUCUUUAAGCAAAGGAAUAGGGAUUUGAACUCAGCAAUUCUGAUUCAGCCUAGGGCAUUUUUUCUGGGCUCCCUGAGGGGUGUGCUAUGAAAACUGUGGCUCUUUUUAUGAGGUUGGAUUUCCAAACACUAUAAUCAUGCUGGGAAUGAUUUACCACAUGCCUUUGUAGCCUGAAGUUCUCUUUGGCACCUCCUACCUUUACUUUUUUUUUUCCAUUUCAAUGACACACCAGAGGGUGGAGUUGAGCAACCUGAUGGAGUUGGAACAGCCAUCCUUUUGCUACUGAUUAGGAAUACUCUCAAAAAGGGAGGGAGGGAAGGAGAGCUUAGCUUAACCCUAAAGUCAAGCCUAAAGAUUACUGGUCAGGAAUGUCAAAAGCAUUUAUUAAGCAACCUUCUUCCUGGCAUUUUAGGAAGAAAGCCUCACGCACAGAUCAAAUCUCUUCCUUCGGAAACCUGUACUCUGUGAACAGGCCCUCAGAUUUCACCUCAAAGAAAGAACAAUUGACAGUUCACGGGAUUUAACAGCAUGGCGCCAUUCAUAUAUUUUGAGCAGUUGCAAUCAUGUGGAUUGCAAAGUGCUUACUGGAAUUAGAGACAAAUGGGGCAACUUUCAGAGGUUUAGACAUAAGAAUAGAUUGGCAGGUAUCUGUCUUGGGGCCAGGGUCUUCAGAAACACCUGCUCAAUGACUUCUGCAAAUUUCAAUAAAACACUAAAAUGUGGUUAUGCGUAUAGCUCAGUGGUAGAGUACACACUUUGCAUGCUUUAGGGCCCUGAGUUUGGUCGUCAGCACUAUAAAAAAUAAAUAAAAGAGUCAAAACGGACAAAACCACUAAUGCUUUGAAUGGCUUAGAAUUAGGCAUUUUCACCUAAAAAUCAAAUUUCUUACAUCCUGACCAAAAAAAAAAAGAAAAGAAAAAGAAAAAAAAAUCAUAUGGUCAAGAAACACCAUCAGAAUCUUUGGUAGCACUAAGUAGCAGCCGCCCCAGUAAUAUGGGGAUGUAGACUCCGGGGUGCACUUUAACCCCCCAGUCUCUGUCCACACCUGCUAUCCUUACCUGUUUGAUUCUACUAUAGACUAUGACCCUAACCUAAUGUUUUUGUAGGCUUUCUCCAAGAAAUAGUGCAAGAGAUGAGAGGGAUCUUACCUUUGUUCUUGGCCAGACUUAGCUUUAAGAACUGGUUCUACCACUUACUAUUUGUGUGGUCUUGAGCAAACCUGAUCUAAGUAAGCUUCCACUUCUGCAUCUGAAAAAAAGGGCUGAGAACUCCUACCCAGCAAAUUGGUUUGCAGAUCAGAGGCCUUAUAUGAGAAGUACUUAACACAGUACCAGGCAUGUGGUAGAAGCUCAGUACAUGGCAGCAAGUAUAAUGGAAACAUCUCCUGAAACAUUUUGUGAGAAAAGGUCAAUUUCUGCCCAAUCAGUGACUUAAGUUCAAGGUGGAAAGGUUCUUUGAAUAUAUGAUGGGAGUCAUCUUAAUUUCAUGGAGAAGAAUCCAAAGUUAGAAGAGUUGACUAGUACAAGAUUACUCCAUUACUUAAAGGCAAACGGUUUCAGAACCAGUGGCUUUGACUUUCCAUGGAUCCAUGAAAAGGCCUUAGAAUGUGGCUUUGAUGUUUAACUAUGUGAAAUUAUGCUAAUUGAAUUUUAAGUGAAAAUAAUUUUGAAUAACAUUAAGAUGGUACAGCAACAUGUGAUCUGUUUGAUUUAGGAAAAAAAAAAAAAAACUCAACCAUUUAUUCAUUUAGCACUGAAACUUUAGUUCAAAUAGGUCUUGCACCGGACACAGGGAAUACACUACAUGAGAUGACAGGAUCACUCACUUCCUUCACAGAGCUUAGAAUCUAAUGGGAGAAGGCAGAGAAGAAAGCAUAGUUCUCCAUCCUCAUCCAUGGUUUCACUUUCUAUAGUUUCAUUUCCCCUGCUAUCAACUUCAGUCUGAAAAUAUUAAAAUCCUAGAAAUAGACAAUUCAAAACUUUAAAAUUGUAUCACACUCUGAGUAGCAUGAUAAAAUCUUGUACCUGCCAGGAUGUGAAAUGUCCCUUUGUCCAGUGUAUCCAAAUUGUAUAUGCUACCCUCCCAUUAGUCACUUAUUAGUUAUCUUGGUUAUCAGAUUAACUACCAUAAUAUCAUAUUACUUGUGUUCAGAUAACCUUUAUUUUACUGACUAAUGGCCCCAAAGCACAAGAGUCAUGCUGGUUGGCAAUUUGAAUAUGUUGAAGAGGAAAAAAAUAUAUAUAAUAGUUUAUAUAUUCAGUACUAUCCAUGGUUUCAAGAAGCCACUGCUGAGGGGCUUGCCAUGAAGGAAAUAAAAGAGUUACAUGAGAAAGAAGCCAGGUAAGAAAACAGGCUAGGCAAAUAAUGGGCAUGUUUUUCAGGAAGAAGAGUAGCAAGUGCAUGGACCCCAAGGCAGGAAGAGACUUGUCUGUUGAAUGACUCAGAUGACAUGAAAGAGGCAGCUGUAAUUAUAAAGCCACAGUUAGGACUUUGGAGUGCAUUCUUUGGGUAGUGUGAAGAUUUUAAGUAGGAGAGUGAUAAAAUAUUUUUAGCAUUUGUUCAAACAGUACACAGAAGUUCCUUUGAGUGGGUUGGGGGACACUUCUAACUAAGCCUGUCCUCUUUUUGGUCUCUGUGGCUGUCCUUAAAGGAGCCCUGUAGAACUAAUUCUAGGGCUCCCCAAAACACACUGUGGGCAGAUUACAGAAUCUUGAGGAGAUAUGAUUUGUGCCACAGGGUCUCAUACCUGGUGUCCAGGAGCACAAUGCAUCAUUCUUGUCAUUAGCCCAAAGGCUAAAUGUAGAUGUAUUUUUUUUUUCCCUCUAGUUCUAAAUCCAGUCAGAGCAGGUUACUAAAAUAUUUCCUCUUCACCAAAAAAAAAAAAAAAAAGAAAAGAAAAAGAAAAAAAAAAGCUAUACAUUGAUGCAGUAAUGUGAAAUGGGAUACAUUGUUAUGAAUCCUUGAGUUUGGAUUUUUCAAGUGACAUAAUGGUACAUCAAACCUUUGCCUUUUUAUCUGCUCUCAGUGGGAAAAAAAUAAAUAAUGUAUAUUUCAAGGAGCCAACUCUUAGUUUCUCCCCUGUCUUCGCUCAGACUGGGCAAUCAGAAUAUACCCAGUGAAGGUUGGCAGAACAGAUAAGCAAUGUAGGCACUGGUUUUUGCUUUUGUUUUGUUUGUUUUUGGUGCUGGGCAUUGAACCCAAGACCUUGUGCACAUACUAAGCCUGUGCUUUAUCACCAAGCUACACUCCCAGCCCCAGGACUGUGAGUUCCCACUAGCACCUUUAACACCUGGAAUCCAGGUUUCUGACUCUGACCUUUGAACAGCAUGUCUUGCUCUUCAGAAGCUGCCCUGUGACAGCAGCAGUCAGAUGCUGUGGGUGACCCAAACCUCACUAUCAAGAAUGUGGUGGGUCUCAGGCAUUUGUGUGUUAUAUCCCCCACCCCUUUAUUCUCCUGUUCUAGAAGUUCCAAAAUAGCAUAUUUUAGAGGCAGAUAUGGCCACAAGGGAUGCAGACUCACCAUGCGUACAUGGCUGUUCAGGCUCAAGCAAUUUGAACCAACACUGGCAUUGAGACAGUUGGUUAUUUGGCCACUUGAUGAUAAAGCCAUGAUCAAGGUUUUUUUUUUUUUUGGUGGGGGGGUAUGAAUUACAUAAAAAUCUGUCUCUAAUCUCACAUCGCUUGUGAAUAUUAACUGUCUCUGUAUAUACCUGCAAGCUGUAAGUGGCCCCUUCCCACCAUUCUGUUCACUUUAAUUUCUUCAGUGAUUGGCAUGUGGGUGGAGCCUAUUUGGUCAGGUGUGAUGUAUGAAAAAGAGUCACAUUCUUGCCUUCAUUUUUAUUUUUGGUUUUUUGUUUUUUGUUUGUUUUUUUUUGGUGUCUACAUCCGGAUUUACCUAAACCCCACCCCACCCAGUCCGCAUCUGCAUAGCAAUGAAAAACCAGUAUUUUCUACCUGUGAAUCACACUUCCAGUCCUGAGCCUGUCUGUCAGGACAGCUUGCUGGAAGGAAUGGGUAAGACUGAAGGCCGGCUAAGUGUGAAGGGGGCAGGUCCUGUCACUCUCGGGCCAGGCUCUUGACUGCUCUGAGAAGGUUAAAGGUCUGGCCGAUAGCCACUACUGGAUGUGGACAUGGAGCCUCCAGUCUGUCCUCUGGGGGAAAGGCCACAGAAGGAAGGAGGGCUCAUGUGUUUCUGCUGUCGGGGGCCCCGGAGUGCACCAGCCAGAAGCCAGACAAGAAGUCCCAAACUGUCUCAUAGUCCUCAACCUCCCAGUUUGAGUGACCCAGUCGAGCAUUUAUCAGAGACGUCCGGUGAUUCUUUGGAAGCCAUGUCUGAAGGGGAGGCGCCAAGUCCUUUUUCCAGAGGCAGCCGAACUCGUGCAAGCCUUCCUGUGGUGAGGUCAACCAACCAGACAAAAGAAAGAUCUCUGGGGGUUCUCUAUCUCCAGUACGGAGAUGAAACCAAGCAGCUCAGGAUGCCGAAUGAAAUCACAAGUGCAGACACGAUCCGUGCUCUCUUUGUAAGUGCCUUUCCACAGCAGCUCACCAUGAAAAUGCUGGAGUCGCCCAGUGUCGCCAUUUACAUCAAAGAUGAAAGCAGAAAUGUCUAUUAUGAAUUAAAUGAUGUAAGGAACAUUCAAGACAGAUCCCUCCUCAAAGUGUACAACAAGGAUCCUUCACACGCAUUCAGUCACACACCAAAAACUGUGAAUGGAGACCUGAGGAUGCAGAGAGAAAUUGUUUAUGCAAGAGGAGAUGGCCCUGGUGCCUCUCGACCUGGAUCCACAGCUCAUCCACCCCACGCAAUUCCCAGUUCUCCACCAUCCACUCCUGUGCCUCAUUCCAUGCCUCCCUCCCCAUCCAGAAUUCCUUAUGGCGGCACUCGCCCCAUGGUUGUUCCUGGCAAUGCCACCAUCCCCCGGGACAGACUCUCCAGCCUGCCGGUCUCCAGAUCCAUCUCACCAAGCCCAAGCGCCAUCUUAGAAAGAAGAGAUGUCAAGCCCGAUGAAGACAUGAGCAGCAAAAACAUCACGAUGUACAGAAACGAGGGUUUCUAUGCUGAUCCUUACCUCUAUCAUGAGGGAAGGAUGAGCAUAGCCUCAUCCCAUGGAGGGCACCCCCUGGAUGUCCCUGAUCACAUCAUUGCAUAUCACCGCACAGCGAUUCGGUCAGCGAGUGCUUAUUGUAACCCCUCCAUGCAAGCGGAAAUGCACAUGGAACAAUCACUGUACAGACAGAAAUCAAGGAAGUAUCCAGAUAGCCAUUUGCCCACUCUGGGCUCUAAAACACCCCCCGCCUCUCCUCACCGAGUUAGUGACCUGAGGAUGAUAGACAUGCACGCACAUCAUAAUGCUCACGGUCCCCCUCACACCAUGCAGCCAGACCUGGCCUCGCCAAGUCGUCAGUCCUUUAAAAAGGAACCAGGCACCUUGGUAUAUUUUGAAAAGCCCAGGAACACUCCAGGAUUAUCCGGCAUUGUGGACCUUGGCCCUCCUCUAGUUGAGAAGCAAGUUUUUGCCUACAGCACUGCUACAAUCCCCAAAGACAGAGAGACCAGAGAGAGGAUGCAAGCCAUGGAGAAGCAGAUUGCCAGUUUAACUGGCCUUGUUCAGUCUGCGCUUUUUAAAGGGCCCAUUACAAGUAGUAGCAAAGAUGCAUCUAGCGAGAAAAUGAUGAAAACGACAGCCAACAGGAACCACACAGAAAGUGCAGGAACUCCCCACAUUUCCGGAGGGAAGACUCUGGGCGCCCAAGAGGCCACCGUGCCGCCCAGCCAGCCCCUGCCUACAGGCGCCUCGGCCAUCCACAUGAGCCUGCUGGACAUGAAGCGAAGUGUGGCUGAACUCAAGCUCCAGCUCCAGCAGAUGAGACAGCUCCAGCUGCAGAACCAGGAGCUGCUGAGGGCCAUGAUGAAGAAGGCUGAGCUGGAAAUCAGUAGCAAAGUUGUGGAAACAAUGAAGAGGCUGGAGGAUCCGGUGCAGCGACAGCGCACCCUAGUGGAGCAAGAGAGACAAAAAUACCUCCACGAAGAGGAGAGGAUUGUCAAGAAGUUAUGUGAGCUGGAAGACUUUGUUGAAGACUUGAAGAAGGACUCUUCGUCCGCUGGCCGAGUGGUUACUCUCAAGGAUGUGGAAGAUGGGGCUUUCCUCCUAAGACAAGUGGGAGAAGCAGUAGCCACCCUGAAAGGAGAAUUUCCAACCUUACAAAACAAGAUGAGAGCCGUCCUGCGCAUAGAGGUCGAGGCCGUGCGGUUUCUGAAGGAGGAGCCACAUAAGCUGGACAGUCUCCUAAAACGUGUGCGCAGCAUGACAGACAUCCUGACCAUGCUGCGGAGACAUGUCACCGAUGGGCUCCUGAAGGGCACCGAUGCAGCCCAAGCCGCACAGUAUGUUGCUAUGGAAAAGGCCACAGCCGCCGAAGUCUUGAAGAACCAGGAGGAAGCAGCCCAUGGCCCCAGCCAGCCCUUCCAUGGCACGGGAGUCCCUGGCGAUGUGAAGUCGGAAGUGGUGCCUUUGUCCGGCAUGACCGUUCACCACGCGCAGAGCUCUCCUGUGGUCAUCCAGCCCUCCCAGCACUCCCUGGCCCUGCUGAACCCUGCCCAGAACUUGCCUGUCGGGACUGGUACCCACACAGCCAACCCUCCUGCAGUCACACAGGAAGUAACCUCUGCACUGCAGUCAGCUCCAGCCCCACAGUCCCCUCAGACACCCACGAAUGGUUCCACCAUGCAGAGCUUGUUCAUUGAGGAAAUCCACAGUGUGAGUGCCAAGAACAGGGCAGUGUCCAUUGAGAAAGCUGAAAGGAAAUGGGAAGAGAAAAGGCAAAAUCUGGACCAUUAUAAUGGGAAAGAGUUUGAGAAGCUCCUAGAAGAAGCUCAGGCCAACAUCAUGAAGUCAAUUCCAAACCUGGAGAUGCCACCAGCCUCGGCCCCAUUACCAAAGGGAGAUGCCCCAGUGGACAAGCUGGAACUCUCAGAAGACUCACCAAAUUCAGAACCAGACUUGGACAAGCUGGGGGGAAAGUCACCUCCUCCCCCUCCUCCACCUCCUCGGAGAAGUUACCUGCCCGGAUCGGGGCUCACUACCACGAGAUCUGGUGAUGUGGUCUACACUGGCAGGAAGGAGAUCACCACUACCAAGGCCAGUGGUGAAGAUGUUGGUUCAAGCCCACAGACAAGAGCCACAAAAUGUCCAGCAGAAGAGCCUGCUUCAGCCUGGGCCCCAUCCCCUCCACCAGUCACUGCAUCCUCCUUGAAAGAUGAGGAGGAAGAAGAAGAAGAAGGAGACAAAAUAAUGGCAGAACUCCAGGCAUUCCAGAAGUGUUCCUUUAUGGAAGUAAAUUCAAACAGUCAUGCUGAGCAGUCCCGGGUUGACAGUCACGCUAAAGACACUAGGCCAGGCGCCACAGUGCCACCCAAGGAGAAGAAGGGCAUUUUUGGAAGUUGGAGAACAAAGCAAUCCCAGAAUUUGGAAAUUUUCCAUGAAGAUGUACGGAAAUCUGAUGUUGAAUAUGACAAUGGUCCCCAAAUGGAAUUACAAAAGGUUACUGCAGGGGCUCUAAGACCUAGUGACCCUCCUCAGUGGGAAAGAGGAAUGGAGAAUAGUAUUUCUGAUGCAUCCAGAACAUCAGAAUGUAAAACUGACAUCUUAAUGAAGGAAAAUUCCAUUUCCAAUAAGAAUUUAUAUAGAGACAGUAGAAACUAUUCCCAGAAAAAUAUGCCAAAGGUCAGUUUCAGCUUCUCUGGCACGAACUCAUUAGAAGAUGAAAUAAUCCAAGGGCCCAAAGACUCAGGACUGCAGUACCCUGAGAAUCAGAAGUUGAAUUACGGAAAGACAAAGGAGAUGGGUGAACGAGGACCGGAAAAUACAGAUAAGUGUCAUGUUCCCUCCUCUGCCAGAUCAACAGAAUUGAAUAGUCAUGACAUCAGAACACAAGAUCAAGAUGGGCUCAUGACAAAUAUUAGCCAAGUUGUUCUAAGACCCAGAGGGACGAGGCAUGGAAACCUGAAUCCUCCUGAUGAUGGAGACUCAAUUCCAGGUUCUCCCACUGAAGAAAAUUCAGCCACUGACAACAUCGCCUUCAUGAUCACCAAAACCGCUGUCCAGGUGCUGUCCAGUGGGGAGGUCCAUGAUAUAGUGAGCCAAAAGGGACAAGAUGUGCAGACAGUCAACAUCGAUACCAAGAAAGAGACGACCUCCCACCCAGAGGUGACUGAAGGCGAAGAGCCGGUCGUGUGCCUAGACAAGAAACCAGUUAUCAUCAUUUUUGAUGAACCCAUGGACAUCCGGUCUGCAUAUAAGAGACUUUCCACCAUCUUUGAGGAAUGCGAUGAGGAAUUGGAGAGAAUGAUGACGGAAGAAAAGAUAGAGGAGGAGGAAGAAGAGGAAAAUGGAGACUCCGUAGUCAAGAAUGAUGCUUCCGACAUGUUUCCUACGCAGGUUGCCUCAGGAAGUCUGAUUGUGGGACAGCAGACAGAGAUGAAAUCGAAGCCACUCUCCCUAUCAGCAGAGACCAAGCCCCCGGCAGGACAGGCCAUGAACCAAACGGAGCCAAGCAAGUUGAGCCUGGCAGAUUCUCCAGAUUCUGAAAGCAAAGGGGACGUGGCCGAGGACCAAUUUGAAAGCCCCAAGAAAAAAUUUAAAUUCAAGUUCCCUAAAAAGCAACUUGCUGCUCUCACUCAGGCAAUCCGCACGGGAACCAAGACAGGCAAGAAGACCCUGCAGGUGGUGGUCUACGAGGAAGAGGAAGAGGAUGGCACUUUGAAACAGCACAAAGAAGCCAAGCGAUUUGAAAUCACCAGGUCUCAACCUGAAGACACCCUGAAAAAUAUGGCCAGGAGACAGGAGCAGCCCAGUUUAGAGAGCACAGUUCAGGUUUCAAGAACUGAUGAAAUUAGGAAAAAUACCUACAGAACAUUGGACAGUCUGGAGAAGACCAUCAAACAGCUUGAAAGUACGAUCAGUGAAAUGAGUCCCAAAGCCUUAGUUGAGACCUCGUGUUCCUCCAACAGAGAAUCUGUUGCAAGCUCAUCCCACACAGCCCACGAGGCCCCUCCCCGAAACUUGCUAGUUCUGGAUGAAGCCCCCCCUGCCCUAGAGCCCCCCACGUCAGUAUCUUCAGCUUCACGUAAGGGCUCCGGUGGGACCCCACAGACAAGCAGGAUGCCCGUCCCUAUGAGUUCCAAGAAUAGACCCGGAAGCCUGGACAAACCUGGCAAGCAAUCCAAACUGCAGGAUCCUCGCCAAUAUCGUCAGGCUAAUGGAAGUGCUAAGAAAGCUGUUGGGGACUGUAAGCCUACUUCCCCCUCCUUACCUGCUUCUAAGAUUCCAGCCCUUUCCCCCAGCUCUGGGAAAAGCAGUUCUCUGCCCUCUUCUAGUGGUGACAGCUCUAACCUUCCUAAUCCACCUGCUACUAAACCAUCGAUUACUUCUAACCCUCUCAGCCCUCAAACAGGACGAUCCACUCACUCCGCCUCCCUCAUCCCUUCUGUCUCUAAUGGCUCCUUAAAAUUUCAGAGCCCCCCUCACACAGGUAAAGGUCACCACCUUUCAUUCUCACUGCAGACUCAAAAUGGCCGAGCAGUCCCUCCUUCCUCUUCCUCCUCCUCCCCUCCCUCCCCUGCCUCCCCGACCUCCCUCAGCCAAGGUGCCAAGGGCAUCAGGACCAUCCAUACUCCCAGCCUCACCAGCUACAAGGCACAGAAUGGAAGUUCAAGCAAAGCCACCCCUUCCACAGCCAAGGAGACCUCUUAAAGGCCAAAUCCUGUUAGGCCCAAGUCGGAGUUACAUAUUUUGUUUUGUUUUGUUUUUCAUUUUUAGCAGUCUGCAACAACUGUUUUCACAAGAGAAUGUAACAUAUUGCUGUACUGUUUGAGGCUUAAUGACAAGUUUGUGCUAAAUACUGGAUUAAUAGAUCUCGGUAAAGCUUGUUUGUUUUUUACUUUGUUGCUGUUGUAACUACGUAGUGUUUACUGUCUAGAAUGACACCUGUCAAAUGGAGUGAGCAUGUUGCUACCAAAAAGAGAGUUUGGGGAGCGGACAGGGUGUGUGAGAGAUGGGGGAAACUGUAUUAAGCAUGUAAAACAUGUAUGAUUCCAGAACUUUAGUAUGUUUUGUAUAAAAAUAUUUUUCAUUACGGAGACUAGAAGUGAACAGAGAAAUACACAAGUGUGACUAUAUAAAUUGUAAAACAGAUACUAUAAUAUUUCCUUUUAUUUUAGUGUUAUUUAGCUUUAUUACAGAUUUCUAUUUUUGUCAAAACUUCAUGGUUCCUUUCAAGAUCUUUUUUGCCAAAACAUUUUGAUACUAUAGCAUUGUACAUUUGAAAGUAGUGUGCUAGACUCUAAGCCAAUGAACUUCUACGCAAGCCAAUAGGGAGGCUUCUGUAGAAAGCAGUUUAUCAAAACUAUUGCACUGCCAUUAAAAGUAUGUAUAAUAAUUUGCUAGCCCAAGUAAGCUUGUUUUCUUUGCUUUUUUUUUCUUUUCUUUUUGUUUUUCUUUUAAACAUGUUGAGAUUCUCUGGUUGUUUUCUUUACAGUUUCGAACCCCUUCCUUCAUUUUCUGAGACCUGGUAACCCACACUAUUGCAUUGUGGAUUUUAAAAUGUACACUUCUGUACGGUUCUGUAAACUGAUCAACUUUUGUAAAUAUAUAAAUAGACAAAAAUACUGUAUGUGAUAGCACAUAGAGUAGUUUUCCCACACCAAAGUUAAUUUUUAUGCAUGCUUUAAGAAGAUAUAUUGGAAUGGGCAGAAAUGGGGCUAUCCAUACAUUUUUAAAAAGCAACGAGUUUGCACAGCUAGAGUGUUUUGUAAAUAAAUGUAUUUGUAUAACACAGUCAUGUAAUAUACAGAACUAUGAGCAGAGACUUUGCAAAACUAAAUAAAGGGCUGCAUGCUUAUUAUUUUUUGUACCUUGUCACUAUAACUACUUCCGAGUCUAAGAACAAAAUGUAACUAUUACCAAGUUAAGUGUUUUGGGCUUUGAGGGCAUUAUAAGUAACAUGUAACUCAACAACCUCUCAGACAACACUGCUUUUCUGAAAACUCUGGGGUGACUAAUGAUGAGUUCCUAAUAAAUUAAAUGCAAGUGUCGUAACUUGUAUGUAA